UAUAGCUUAGCUUAGCUUAGCUUAGCCUAGCUUGCAAACUCCAGCGGAACUGCCUACUGUUAUUAAAACGUCAAAAUGUGACAUUCCAGCCGCGGUGCGAGACAGUGCGCUGUAUAUACAGUCAGCUCGCAUUGCUCUCUGCGGAAUAACUCGGUAACGGCUUUCUUUUUCCGUUGGCUUCGAACUCGGAACGCUUGGGCGGUUUAAAGGAAAACACAGCGCGCGCCUCAGUUUAAAAACAGCAGUUCGCGCGCCGCCCGUUACAAGCAAGCUAACGGAAAGCUAACCGAACUGCGCUGCAAGUUAUGAAGGUGUAAACCGCUCAAACAUUCUUAGCAGCCUGAUGGAUGAAUCCGGAGAACUUCAUCUUAAAUCAGAAGCCCUGGCAGAACAACGUGGGAUUGAAAAGUCAAAGGCCAAAUGGACUCAAGAAGAAGAUGACAAUCUCAUAUCAUUGGUCCAGAAAUUUGGCUCUAAUAAGUGGGAUUAUAUUGCUGGCUGCUUACCUGGCCGCAGUGAACAGGAGUGUAAGUACCGUUUCACAGCUGUUCUGGACCCAAACCUGAUAAAGGGAACUUGGACUAAGGAAGAAGAUAACAAGCUUAUUGAAUUAGUGACAAAGUUUGGAGACAAGAAGUGGGCCAAGAUUGCCAAGCACUUAAAAGGUCGCAGGGGGAAACAGUGCAGAGAACGGUGGCAUAAUCAUCUGGACCCUUCAGUGAAUAAAACAUCAUGGACUAUAGAAGAAGAUCUCAUCAUCUGCGGUGCCCACAAAAGGCUAGGAAAUCGAUGGGCCAAGAUUGCCAGGCUCCUCCCUGGAAGGACAGAUAACUCUAUCAAGAAUCGCUGGUAUUCGACCCUAAAGCGCAAACUGGACUCCGGUGCUUUGGUGAUGGAGGAUGCUGCUUUGGCUGCUGUGGAACAAUCUAUACAAGAGAAAGAAGACGAAGCUCCUCCUCCUGUAAAGCAGAACAAGGUGGAUGCCGAUUGUUGUGAUGGUGAUGCAUCAGAUGUCGCAACAGACAUUCCUGAGCAUACGAUGCAGACCACACUGGACUCUCCUAAAGAAAGUUUGCAAGAUUUCUGUUGCGAUGUUGUUUUGGAGUCUGAUCCAGUGAUGGACAUACCUGGGCAGUUAAAAAACCUAAGAGAUUCUGGAGUUCACAGAAGAAAAAGGAAACUGAAAAUUAGCAAGCAGAUGUCAGUGUUCAGAGGAGCUGUCUCUCCAGGUCUUGACUUUAAAAAUGACACCAACAGCAGUUCUCCCACUAGUUCAACUUCCAGUUUUAGCAGCACAGUGCAUUCUCGACAGAAAACCAUCACAGAUGCAGUGCUACAAAUGAUCUCUGAGGACAUGCUGCCUCUUAACUUCGUUGAAGGAUCUGGCUUCCGGAACUUCAUGGCUGCAAUUGGUCCUCAGUUCCCAAAACUUUCUCAGCGUAGUGUGGGGCUAAGGCUUUAUGAAGAGGUGGAGAAGAUGGUUAAGCCAAAUCUGAUUAAACAGCUGAGGGACUGUAUUGCUGUGAGCGGAGGACACGGCACUGUCCAUGUCACUGCAGAUAUUUGGGCCAGUGAAUAUGCUGAUCCUGUUCUUGCUGUUCAGCUGCAUUUCCUUGAUGAUGAUUGGAAUGUUCACAGGCCUACAGUUGCCUUUCGCCAAUUAAGUGGGAAGAAUUUAAAUGUCAUGGUUACAAGAGAGCUGGAGGCUGUUCUUCUAAGCUAUGGGCUAUUUCACCACAACAUUGGCUACAUCAUUGCACAUGAGGCCAAGAACACCAUCGCUACGCAUGACGUUUUCUGUGACUACAAGAUAAUGCAUUCUGUGCAGAAGAAUGACCCUGAUGAAGAUGAAUUAUUAGACUUUCUUGAUGACCAAGUCUCUGUAGAGGAUUUCUCUGAAAUCCUGUUAGGUACACAUGUGGAUUGCAUUACCAGCCUUCUGAACUUGGUGAUCAAGGAUGCGCUAAAGAUCUCCAGGUCUGCAGAGUAUGCACUCUCUCAGGCACAAGAUAUAGUGGCAUUUUUUCGCCGCAGUGCCUAUUGGAAUGAAGUUCUUGUGAGGGAAUGCAAACUCUCUCUUGCAAGUCCUCAUAGUUACAGUAGCUACAGUUGGAACUCCACUUUUGCUACCAUUCGCAAACUUGUGCAAGAGUUCGCUUGGGGAUCUGUGAUGGCCUUGCUCGCCCAAGCUCGCAAAGAGGCAACUGACUCUACUGUUUCUCCACCAAUAAUCCAUGUCAUGCGUGAACAAGUGGUAGACAUCAUUGGCUUAUUGGAGCCUUUUGAGGAGGCUAUCCAGGUACUUCAGUCAGAUGGUGUCACAUUCUCCCUGGUUAUUCCAUCCCUUAUUGGUCUUGAUAAAACCCUUGAGGCCAAACCUACAAGUUAUAACCACUUCUGCAAAGCCCUUCGCUCAGGCCUUCAUGACUACUUCCAACCUCUGAUUAUGCAGAGAGAUUUCAUCCUAGCCACAGUCCUGGACCCACGUAUUAAGCUGCAGCCCUUUGAUGAUGGCACACAGCAUGCUAAAGGUACCACACUCGCACCACCUACAAAGUACUGGGCUUGUUCAGUUCUAGAAACUGCGAUGAGUGAAACUAACAUGUGGAUACCAGUUGAGGAGGGCAGCGCGAAACUAGAUCACGAUGAUGAGGCUGCUGCAGAAGCUGCCAGCUUGGGCAACAUCAAGUCAAAGAAGAUCUUCAGUUUCAUGCAGCCUGCUGCAAAAGCAGUAAAGGUCUCAGAGCUGGAUGUGUAUAUCUCUGAACCUUUGUUGGAUGGAGAUGCUUCCAUCGAAGCAUUUUGGAGAGAAGCCUCACGCUUCCCACAGCUACAGAGUAUUUGCCACAGACUUUUGGCUGUCCCAGCCUGUUCGGGAGGAUUUAAACGUCUCUUUCCCCUGGCAGCAUGUAUAGUUCGGGCACGAAGGAGCAGGCUGCCACAGCACACUACAGAACGACUGUUACUUUACAAAGAGUGCCUGAAGUUGAGGAGUGGAAGAAAUGGCACUGGACAGUAACUUGACAUACGUGACUCUUGUUUCUGAAUUCUUCAGCCACAUUCUUGUACAUACUCCACAUCUUUUAAACUUUAGAGAUGUUAGCUGCGAGGUUUUGUGAAUCGCAGCUAAGUACAGACAGUUAUGAGAUUUGUCUGAUGUUAACAUUUAUGUUUGACAAACGUGCUGUCUUUGUAUUACAGCACAAUGCUUUUUAUUCAUGAUGUAAUACUUUAUUGGCAUUGAAAAUGUUAUGUAGUAGUUUGUUACAUUAGUCAUAUAAUAACAGGUCUAUGCCAGUGCAAGCUAUAUUACUGCCAUAUGUACAGCUGUUUCCCAUCCUUUUCUAAAGGAUAUACCACAGAGUACAAGUAAUUUAAAUUCAUUCUUUGAUUGGCCUUUUUGUAAUUUGAUUCUUUUUCCCAAGAACUUCCAAGAGGUUUCAUUAGUGUUGACUUGUUCUUGGAAAUGCCUAAUCAGACCUACCUCUUCUUUAAGUGUACUUAACAUGCCACAGUUUGCCUUUAGGUGGAUGCAUUUUAUGUGAGAAUCAAUUUUCAUGUGUCAUUAAACUGAAUUGAUAUUUGUUACAUAAAAAAAUAAACAACUGUGCUUUAGGGCCUUCUUGUUA
Messenger RNA from Colossoma macropomum (tambaqui), 3629 nucleotides. It is a transcript of the gene mybl2a, whose product is annotated as v-myb avian myeloblastosis viral oncogene homolog-like 2a. The transcript has 9 exons. Gene Ontology annotation, cellular component: nucleus. Gene Ontology annotation, biological process: regulation of DNA-templated transcription. The record is from RefSeq and is a predicted model, not a curated record. The coding region runs from base 344 to 3019 and encodes 891 amino acids. Gene Ontology annotation, molecular function: DNA-binding transcription factor activity, RNA polymerase II-specific; protein dimerization activity; RNA polymerase II cis-regulatory region sequence-specific DNA binding. NCBI's taxonomy places the organism in Eukaryota, Metazoa, Chordata, Actinopteri, Characiformes, Serrasalmidae.